CGAAUGAUUUAUUCGAUAAUUUGUUAAUAAAAUAAAAGCCUUGAUCGCCCAGCAUACCGCCUCCCAGCAGUCUCUUUUCCUCAGCGAAGAGCCGUGACCGGCACCAGGCUCAAUCACCAUGGACCUGAACCUGAUAAUCUCUGGCCAAUCAACCAUUCCGUUUAGCAUCCUUGCAUUCUUACUCUUUCUACUCUAUGCUAUUUUCUCCAAAACAAGAAGCCGCAGAAAUAGAGCUACGCCUGGAAAGCUACCACCGGAAGCUGGCGGUGCAUGGCCUGUGAUCGGGCACCUCCACCUCUUAGGUGGCACAGAACCGCCGCACAUCGCCUUAGGCAAGAUGGCCGACAAAUAUGGACCGAUCUUCUCCCUAAGGCUCGGGGUUCACCCUACCUUGGUCGUGAGCAGUUGGGAGAUUGCCAAGGAAUGCUUCACCGUCAACGACAGAGCCUUCGCCGGCCGUCCCAAAAUCUUAGCCUUUGAAAUCAUGGGCUACAACUUCGGCAUGUUCGGCACCAGUCCCUACGGAUCCUACUGGCGUCACGUGCGCAAGAUCGCCAUCCUCGAGGUCCUCUCCAACCAUCGCCUGGAGAUGCUCAAACAUGUGAGAGAGUCCGAAAUCAAGUCAGCCAUGAAAGAUGUCUACGAUCGCUGGAUAUAUUUGAACAACAGUGAUGAUGGUGAGAAUUCGCAAUCAGCGCCCCUUUCGUGUGAGAUGAAGAAGUUGUUUGGAGACAUAACCUUCAGUGUCGUGCUUAGAAUGGUCGCCGGAAAACGUUUAGAUGAGGUUGAAGGGAACGCAGCGGCACGGAAAGGUCUGAGGGAGUUCUUCAGACUUUCUGGAGAAUUCGUGAUAUCAGAUGCGUUGCCGUACUUGAGGUGGCUGGAUUUGGGCGGGCAAGAGAAGGCCAUGCAGAAGACAGCGAGAGAGUUGGACCAGUUUGUUCAGUUUUGGGUGGAUGAACACAGACGCAACAGGGACGACUCUGUUGCGGGGCAAGCCAAGGCUGGGCGCGGUGACUUCAUGGACGUGCUUCUUUCCAUCGUGGAUGAAGCUGAAGUGAUCGACGGCCACGAUGCUAAUACUAUCAUUAAAGCUACAAGCCUGGCCCUGAUUCUAGGUGCGACGGACACAACAACAGCGACAUUAACUUGGGCUGUAUCUUUACUCCUGAACAAUCGCCAAGUUCUGAAGAAGGCAGUGCAUGAACUAGACACGCAGGUUGGGAGACAAAGGUUGGUAGUAGAAUCAGACUUGAAGAACCUUCCUUAUCUGCAAUCCAUCCUCAAGGAAACCAUGCGUCUCUACCCAGCCGCACCACUGAGUGUGCCUCACGAGUCUCUGGAAGAUUGCACUGUGGCUGGCUACCAUGUCCCCUCUGGCACGCGUCUCUUGACCAACCUUUCAAAGCUCCUUCGAGACCCACGAGUUUAUGAAGAUCCAUUGGAGUUUUGGCCAGAGAGAUUCCUCACUACCCACGAGGGUCUGGACCUAAGAGGACAGCAUUUUGAACUGAUUCCCUUUGGAGCUGGUCGAAGAAUCUGUCCUGGAAUCUCAUUUUCUCUGUUAAUGAUGCAACUCACGCUUGCUAAUCUGCUGCAUGGCUUUGAUAUUGCAACCCCUGAUAAUCAACCAGUUGACAUGCGAGAACAAGUUGGGCUAACCAGCAUGAAAGCCUCACCACUCCAUGUCCUUAUUACUCCUCGUCUUUCCCAUAAUCUCUAUGCUUAAAAGUAGACAAGGAGUAUCGAGCUAUAUAUAAUCAACACACCUACAUAUUAAUUAGCUGCUUAUUUCAGUGUUGAAGUAAUAAUGCACUGUGGAAUGUUAUUGUUAACAAGUGAUCACCUCUCUUGUACGUCUCUCUCUUCAAACAUAAAAAUGCCAGGGAUUGAAUGACUGUAAUAUAUUUAUGUAAGUAAUGCUUUGAUUGUGAGGAUUGUUUUAAA
Molecule: messenger RNA, 1947 nt
Organism: Prosopis cineraria
Lineage: Eukaryota; Viridiplantae; Streptophyta; Magnoliopsida; Fabales; Fabaceae
Product: cytochrome P450 CYP82D47-like
Exons: 2
Coding region: 119-1729 (536 amino acids)
Biological process (GO): defense response to other organism
Molecular function (GO): iron ion binding; heme binding; oxidoreductase activity, acting on paired donors, with incorporation or reduction of molecular oxygen
Source: RefSeq, a predicted model, not a curated record